Messenger RNA from Bradysia coprophila, 4491 nucleotides. RefSeq names its product zinc finger protein Lobe (gene L). Lineage: Eukaryota; Metazoa; Arthropoda; Insecta; Diptera; Sciaridae. The record is from RefSeq and is a predicted model, not a curated record.
UUUGUUGGCGCGAAAGUUUUUAUAUUUUGCUAUUCUGUGAUAAGUGAUGGUAAACUAUUAAAACAUGUGUUGGAUAAGGUUAAUUGCCAUGAGAAAAGUGUUGUGUAGAGUGUAUAUCGAUUGAAUUUAACGAAUGUAUACGUGGGUACAGAUUGCUUAAGUGAAAACUUGUGACCAGUGUAAAGGAACACGGAAAAGUUGAGAAUUUUCUGAAAGAAAUGAAAAAAAUGUUUUGCCUGUUGUGAACGAACAAGGCGAUGUCCCGAAGGAAACAGGCAAAACCCAGAGCGGUAAAACAUGAAGGAGAUGGUACAACAUCACCACUCGACCUUCCACAGGCGAAUAGUGAACAUGAUGAUGAUGAAAGCGACAGUGAUUUCAGCGAUAAAGAUGAAGCAAGUGAGGCAAAACCACAAUCAGAUCCUUCUCAACACGAAGAAAACAGCAGCGAUAGUUUUUACUCCGACAUAUAUUCAUCGCACACAUCAUCCAGCUUUUCACCGUCGCCAUCGACUGAAGGAGCCGAAACACCAAAUUCCUUAAUUCAUGACGCUGAAAAUAAUCGGCUUACAGCGAAUAUUGAAGAAAAUGGUAAUGAACGUGCCAUGAAGAAGUCAAAGUUAAAUGAAAAUUGUCUGAAAAGUGAUAAAACCACUCUGGAUGGGGCACAGCAAAAUGGUGAAGGAACUUAUCACUGUCAAUUUUGUGAGAAAUCAUUUCCAAGAUUGGGAUACCUUAAAAAGCACGAACAAAGUCAUGCAGAACACAUGCCAUUUAAAUGCGAAUAUUGUUCACGUCUGUUCAAACAUAAAAGGUCAAGAGAUCGACAUACGAAAUUGCAUACCGGCGAUAGAAGAUAUCGUUGUCCUCAUUGUGAAGCCGCAUUCUCCAGAAGUGAUCACCUAAAGAUUCAUAUGAAAACGCACGACAAUCAGAAACCAUUUCAAUGUACAAUCUGCAACAGAGGAUAUAACACCGCAGCCGCUCUAACGUCACACAUGCAAAACCAUAAAAAACAGGCCGCAUUAGUUGGAGCGACAGGAAUGAAUUAUAGUCCUAGAUCGACGGGCUCUGGCUCCAGUACAAGCAGUAUUCAUCAGAAACGUAAAUACUCCCCAAUCGAUCCGAAUUCGAACACCGAUUAUAUCAGUGCCAAGCGGUCAGCCAGUGCUAAUUCAACGCUAUAUUGUGUGUAUUGUACGAAGAAUGAUUUUCAAUCGUUGGAUCAAUUGCAUUCGCAUAUUCAAGCGAUGCAUGCAGCGGCACUCAGAGAGAAUCACUCACCAUUCUCUAGUUCGAGCCUACAGUUAUCUUGCGAAUUUUGCACUAUGAAGUUUCCCACUGUUCCUUCUAUGUUUCAUCAUGUUCGCACAACGCAUAUUGAUCGAGUGAACAGUCCCAAUACAUAUAUUGACCAUUUUAACCGCAUGACCGGUUACGGAAAGUUUGUACCUUCAGUAGUGGAGCGUAAAGAUGACGAGAAAAACAAUCAUCACACCAUUAAAACUGAACAGGCUAGUCCCAGAGAUGAAAAAGAAAGGGAAAAAUCAGCCACUCCGAUUGCCGCCGUCGCUGCAAUAAAACAAGAAGAAGAGCAGGACAGUCCAACAGAUUUAAGUAAGAAACCAGCCAAAGAAAAUGAAAUCAAGAGCAGCCCAGAGGCGGGAACGAAAUCUCCACCAGUGGGAAACUUUUUGUGUAACCAAUGUAACGCCGCCUUGCCGGAUUUUGAAUCUUUCCGGAACCAUUUGAAAAAUCAUUUGAAUCAAGGUGUCGGAAGGUUUGUCUGUCAGCAUUGUGGCAUUAAUUUGACCAAUCAAUCCGACUAUGAUCGCCAUAUUUCAUCGCAUUUUUUGAUCACCACAUCUGAGUUCUUCUGCAAUUUUAACUGCAACAAAGCAUUCCAGAAAUCGGAUGAUCUGCACAAACAUUUGUUCGAAAUUCAUGCUCAAAGCUUAUUCAAAUGUGGAAUAUGCUCGGAUCUGUUUGAUACGAAGGUGGCCAUUCAGGUGCAUUUUGCCGUUGCUCAUUCCAAUGAAGUGAAAAUCUAUCGAUGUUCCGCUUGCAUGGAAGUCUUCAAGACUGAACCGGAGUUUAAGCAUCAUGUUAAGACCAGACACGUUGUAUCUGGUGCCGUGCAAUGCGUAUUCUGUCGAACAGUUUGCGCUUCAGAACUAGAGAUGCAUUUCCAUUUAGCUGCCCAUGCUAGACAAUUCCGAUGUCCUGCUUGUCCUGAAUCCUUUCACGUUGAAUUUUUGCUCGAUCGUCACAUGCAAACUCAUCAUUCGCAAAAGGAUCAAAGUUUUCACUAUAAAGUUGGUGGCAGUGUGGCCACGGCGAACAACAAUAACAACAUUCUGGACUAUCACUAUGCUAAUGUUGCGAACAAGAAUCAUUACGGAUUCAAUGCCAAGUUCUACAACAGUCUUCACGUAGACACUCCAAACAACAAACCACCAAGUUCAAUGUAUGGUUUCUACGAUUCGGCUGGCAAAUCACGAUAUGAGAAUGGUGGAGUUCCAGCAAAAAACCUUCUCGGCAUUUAUAACGCUGAGCUAGCUUCUAAAAUGUAUCUGCCUGAAAGCGUUCCUGAACGCGAUGUUUAUCAACCGACAACUGGGAAAUCGGCAUAUUUUCCGAGAAUUUCUUCUAACAAGGCUCCCGAUGUCAUGAAAUUGCAAAAUUAUCCACCGAACCCAGAAUUGGAUGGAAAAUCACGGGCAACAACCGAAAGCCAGUUGGGAUGUGGGAUCUGUGAAAAGUCCGAUUUCAAUACGGAAGCCGAAUUUCAUACACACCGAAAAGUUGCUCAUAAUUUGAAAACAGGAGUCAGUCUACGCUGUGCAUAUUGCAACGGCAACUUCAGAUCCAGACAUGAACUCGAAAAUCAUAUGAAGGUUACUCAUAACACAACGGGAAAGCAUAAGUGUUUGAUCUGUGACGAAAUAUUUCCAUCACCUGCCGUACUAGCUGAACACAAACUGACCCAUUCGAAAGUUGGUCCAUCUGGAACAUGUUCUCGAUGUCUGACCGCUUUGCCAGAUGUAACUGCCUUUAAAUCACACAUGAGCGAACACGGACCCACAGAUAUCCCAGUCCAAUGUAUAUGUUGUCGCCAAACAUUAAACUCUGAAUUCGAGAUUGGACUGCACGCCAAAUUCCACACAAAAUCAUCGGACAACCAGGAAAAUACGUGUGCUCUCUGUUUAGAUCAACUACCAUCCAAUACCGAUGCCAAAGUGUGUGAAAAGUGUUUUAAGCGACACAAUUUUAGCAGUAAAUUUCAAAAUUACCAAAAACUGCCUGACCAGCACCAUUCCCGUGACAUCGAGUAUCGAUGUAAUAUCUGCAAGACAUACGUCAUAUCCGCUGUGAAGCUACAAGAGCAUUUAAUCGAGCAUUCAUUCAAAGGAUGCGAAGAGCGCGGCUAUUCGUGCUACAUUUGUUCGUCCGUUUUCACCGUUCCAUCCGGCCUCCAACUGCAUAUGGCUGAGCAUGGUAAUGGAGCCAAACCGUACGAUUGCAAUUUGUGUACGGAGAAAUUCUUUUUCCGGGCCGAAUUGGAAAAUCACAUGUUUGAGCAUGACAACGGCCGCAUCAAGGUCAAUGCGGAGGAAUUGAGUAAAGAAUUGAAAUCGGAAGAGACCGACGAACGUAUGAUGGUAAUGAAAUCGGAAGCAAAUGAUGAGGAAGAGGAGUACAUUGAAGUUGAAAAGGUGCUGGAAACAUCGAUGAAUUCGUCAAGUCCAUCAGCGCCGACAAAUGGUGUUGAGGAUAAAUGUGACCAAAACUAAAUAGAAAUAGAAGGAAAGCGAACCCAUUUAACCACACCCCCAUGCAAUCAAACAAUUUUUUUGGAAUAUUUAGAAUAGAGAAAAAUGUAAAUCAGUAAAAAUCAUCUUAAUCCUUAUAAAAGAAACGUUGGAAUUUUGUAUUGAUGUACGCGUAUCGUUCGCUCUAGCCUAACUAUCAAUUUUAUUAAAAUGCGGAGGACGAAUGUUUUCGAUUUCUUAUUUUUUACUAAUUUAUUUCUAGCGUAGCUAAUUGUUCUCGUUUUAGUUUCCCCUUAGCAUUAUUGAUUAAAAAAUUUGUUAUAUUGUCGUGUUAGUUUCAUUCCUGUUUGAGUAUUAGUCAGAACGUCGUUCCUUGACCAGAACGUUCAUUUGUAACAAUAUUGUGAAGCUGCAGCACACAAUGUGAAGAAAAUACAACAUUUUAUUAUUCGAAUGUGAUAAGUAGAUAAGUAAUUUAUUAAUUUUUCAAUUGUUUUCCUUUCGUUUUUUUUUUUGUUUAAAUGUUAUUUGUGUUAAAUUGAGACUAAAUUGCUUUGAAUUUACCAUACAUUUCUAUCAUUGGGUUUUCCAGUCUGACGGUGGGACAACUCCUUUAUCUUAUUAUUUUUAGUUGGUAUAUUGGUUAAAUAUAAAGUAGCAAUUGUAUUGUACAUUCUUAAUUAUUAAGAUUACUAAUCUAAUAAAUUAUUACACCACA